Acanthoscelides obtectus is the source of this 405-nucleotide messenger RNA. Lineage: Eukaryota; Metazoa; Arthropoda; Insecta; Coleoptera; Chrysomelidae. The record is from the annotation of a GenBank genome assembly.
CAUGCUCAUGCAUGGAAAACAAUGUUAGAUGUAUGUGCAAAACCGAAUAGAAAUAUCCGAAAGUUCCGUAGAAUCGCAAAUGGUGAAUGUACACUACAUGCAUCGACUAACGAUUAGCGAUGCUUGAUAGCAAAUCGAUACAGACUGAUAUUCAAACGGAUGUGGCUCGUGUGCCUGUAGCUUAUUUAAAUGAAAAAGCACCGAAAAAGUUGUGGGAGAAGAAACAACGCGACAGGUACACCUAUCAUUGCAGGUGCGUCAUCUGUGCAAAGUCCAGUAGUUAGAUUACCAGGCCCAGAUAAUGAGGAAGACCAAUCUCGUACAAGAUCUAUAUCGGAGAAUCAGCGUGAACAGUACUUUCACCUUUUAUCUUUGCCGAGAAUCGUAUCGUAGGCUUCGAGAGCU